Molecule: messenger RNA, 1152 nt
Organism: Mesorhabditis spiculigera
Lineage: Eukaryota; Metazoa; Nematoda; Chromadorea; Rhabditida; Rhabditidae
Source: the annotation of a GenBank genome assembly
AUGGAUGAAAGUAACAUGCUCGACACCGGGUUCCUGGAGCGUCUCAACACGCUGCUUGCCAAUGGAGAGGUUCCUGGUCUUUUCGAGCGCGAUGAACACACCACGCUCAUGUCUCAGAUCAAGGAAAGCACAGCGAAACAGGGCUUGAUGCUGGAUACCCCUGACGAAUUGUACAAGUGGUUCACAACUCAAGUCAUGCGGAAUCUACACGUUGUCUUCACGAUGAACCCAUCAGAAAAUGGUCUUCGUGAUCGCGCUUCCACUUCGCCUGCUCUGUUCAAUCGUUGCGUCCUCAAUUGGCCUGGUGAUUGGGACGAUUCCAGGUUGGUCGGUUCGGAGCUUGCUGCUGGCUACGACACAAUGGUGACGAAAUGGGAAGCGCCCUUCUCCUUCGAACCUGUCUCCGAGCUGGUGCCCAAGCCACCCAAGUACGAGGACGCUGUGAUGAACACCAUGGUCCUUGCCCACAAUGCCGUCAAGAAGUUCAACCUUUCUGAGUCCAAGCGCGGCCACCGCACGAUGGCGAUCACGCCACGGCACUCCUUGGAUUGCAUCCGCCACUACACGCGACUCUAUCGCGACAAAUAUCGGGAGCUGCAAGAGGAAAAGCAACAUCUCAACAUCGGUCUCGACAAAAUCAAGGAGACGGAAAAGCAGGUACUCGAGCUGCAGAAGAGUCUUUCCCAGAAGAGCAACGAACUGGAGGAGAAGAAGGCCGAGGCGAACAAGAAGCUCAAGCAAAUGUUGUUGGACCAGCAGAAGGUGUAUUCUUUUCUCGUAGCGCCAGAAGGAUUUGGCGGAGCAGAGCCGGAGCAGGCGAAGCAAGCCGAGGUGCAGAAGGACCUUUCACAGGUCGAGCCCGCCGUGGAAGAAGCAAAGGCAGCUGUUUCUGGAAUCGGCAAGCAGCAAUUGAUCGAGGUCCGCUCCAUGGCUUCGCCCCCAGUCCUUGUGAAGUUGACGCUUGAGGCCAUCAUGGUGAUGCUAGGGGGAAACGUUGGUACCGACUGGAAGGGAAUUCGUGGAGUGAUGGUCAAGGAAGACUUCAUGAACCGCAUCGUCCAUUACAAGACCGAUCAAGUGACGCCCGAGUUGAUCAAGGCUAUGCAGAAGUAUAUCAGCAACCCGGAUUGGGAAUUCGAGAAGGCAAGUCGC